UCACAAUACAAGAUUAUGGCCCAAACUGUAGCUGGAGCCUAAUCACUGACCCUCUAAGCACGCUCUAACAGAAGCGCGUGGAGAAGAAGGUAAUUGGGUCGUCACCGGGUGAUGAUCAUCGACAUCCAGACGGCAAAAGAUGAAUGAAUAAAGAUCACACUCUUUGAGUGCGCAGCUCCGCAACCCCCAUCCCCUCCGUUUAACGACCUCGUUCAAAAUACUGCACUCAGCUGCAAUGCCUCUGUCAACGCCCGCCGCUGUUCCACGCGCUGAUAAGGACGAUGAAAGACGCACCGCGUCGACCACCAGGCCAGAAUUCAACAGCUCCGAUAUGGAAAUCGACGACGAUGAUGAGGAAGAAAGAGGAGAGGAGUUGCAAGUGUCUUCAAAACGAAACGAUGGUAGUAAUAUUAUGGAGUCCAAGGGGCAUGUUGGACACUCGGGAUCAGAUCCGUUAAGUGCUCCUGGAAGGUCUGAAAUGAGAAUACCAUCUAAAACCCUUUAUGUAGGAGAGAGUAGUGCUAGUUUCAACUUAUGUAGUCUUCCAGAUGAGCCAUGGGCAACUCAAAGGGAGGAUCUAUGCAAAAACUACGACGGUUCCAAGUAUCCAAUAUCUGGAAAAAGGCCUGCGAAUGAAAAGGCAAUCCAAGAAUAUGGGGUUAAUGGACAAGAUGCUCGAGUCAUUUUUGAAAGAAAGGCCCAUGAAGACCACCAUGAACAGCAUACUAGUAGCACGGUCAAUGAGAUUAUGUAUGAGGCUACUAAUCUAAUAAGUGUUGAUGGCAAAGAGAUAGCUAUCAAUGAUGUUAUUUCAAUACUGGGCAGAUAUCACUCAGGUGUCGGAGUUAGUAGUCAUCUAGGUUUUGAGCAAAAAAGCAAGCAAAUGGGCAUGCAAACAGAGGAUAAUAAGCGGAGUAUGAAGUCAAGAUCUUCUGCUCCGCAAACUAGUACUGGAAGUCUGUACCCUGGUGCUGAGUUUAAUAGCGAGAACAAACGCCCUGCGCUUAUUUGUGACUUCUUUGCUAGAGGGUGGUGUGUCAAAGGAAGUUCAUGUAAAUUUAUUCACAUAAAAGAUAGUGGUAGUAAUCCUAGCCAACAAUCUGAGGAAGAUGCAGCUGAAGCAGAUGAGAAAAUAGCUGUUCAGCUUGAUGAAGGUAUUCAAAAUACUGCUGAAAAAUCAAGGCCACCUUCACCCGGUUCUUCUGACAGAUUGCCUUCAUCAGCUAGAAAUAGGACAACAUUAUCUCCUUUAAUCCAGAGUAAGGAUAAAUCUAUUGGAACUUCCCUUGGCUCUCAACAGUUUCAAGCAUCUACAGAUGAUUCCGAGCCAUCUAAGGAUGUAAGACAAACCAGUAUAGGUAAGAGUUUACCUGCGGACAAUUAUGUCAAGCCUGGUCUGCUGAGUGAUAGAGGUAGUUCUACCUUCGGGAAUGGUUUUCUUCCUAAGCAUAUACCUUAUUUAAGUGGCUCGGAUACAUAUCUGGGCAAUACAUAUAAAGAGAACCAAAAAUAUCGUGUCUCAACAUGGCUAGCAUCAUUACCUUUUAGUUCUUCUUCAAGCGCAUGCUCUGUUGAUGCUCAAAAGAUGUUGAAGAAUGAUAGAGAACACCAUACUUCCCGUCCAUCUUCUUUGCUGCGAGGCUUUUCCUCCUUAUCUAGUUUUGAACCAGAAAACUUUCCUGCAACUGAUAUUGCUAAGGAUCCAUUGCACUUCGCCGAAUAUAGAAUAAAAAUUUCUUCAGAAGAUUGGGAACCAUCAGUACCUUUUCGACCAUCCUUUUUUAUCACUUUUGGCCCAUCAUCCCCUCGACGCGAGUAUGAUCCUCUUCGUGAUAGCAUUGAUUUGUCCAAUGUAGGGGAGAGGUCUCUUAAAUUUUCUUUCUCUAGUCAAGGUCCAUCCCUCCUGGAUGUAGCAUAUCCACCAACAUAUGAUGAUUCUACAUCAGCAGGGCCACUGGUCCCUGCAUGUAAUGCUGAUAAAAUAACUGCAUCUUGCCAUGGUAGAUAUGUUGAAAAUUUGGUCAAUAACAAUUGCUACACUUCUGGGAAAGAUUCAACAACUGAUGCAAAUGAUUGGACCUCUGCUGCUGACAUGCAAAAUGGAACGCUGGUUAAAGAAGAGAUUUCAUCGGUUGCUUCUCAUGUCAAAGACAUUUCAAAGACGAGCAAAGCUGAUACUGAUCGUGAUGCUAGACAUCGAAGGGAUGGGUUUAGAUGCAAAAAGGACUUGAAAGUAGAUAGAGUUAGAGAAAAGAAUGAAAUAGAUAUUGAGCAUAAGGCAGAUGGGGAGGCACUCAAAGAAUCUAAAGCAAUGAGGCAUUUCCAUGCUGCUCUUGUAGAUUUAAUUAAAGAACUUUUGAAACCAACUUGGCGUGAGGGUCAUCUCAGUAAAGAUGCCCAUAAUAGAAUAGUCAAAAAAGCAGUUAACAAGGUUAUUGGCACCGUGCAACCUCAUCAAAUUCCACUUACCUUUGAAUCAGUUAAGCAGUAUCUUUCAGCAUCCCAAUCAAAAAUAGCAAGGCUUGUUCAGGAUUGGCAGUUCUGAGAUAAAACAGACAAAAAGGGGCGUUAUCGAUUUUCAUCGGUUAAAACUUGCAGGGAUCUAUGGACUAUGGAGGCUCGACGGCAAUUUGAUCUUCUUAUUUUUGUUGGGUGGAUUUACCAAUGAAGCUGGUGAAGUAAAACAAUGAAGCAGCUCUCUUAUUUUUAGAUUUUAGUGGAAUCUAAUGAUUAUAUUUUGCUGUUAUUUGAUCAGGAGACAAUCUAUCUUUCAUUCAUUGCAUGAGCUUCUGUAGCCGUAUCCAUUGCUUUCAAUUAGUGGUAUGUUCGAUUGGUUCAUUUAAUAUUUGCCGAAUGUUAUUGUCUGGAUAUAUUUUUAAAAGAAAAAAACUUGCCUGAUUUUGAUGCUUA
Messenger RNA from Gossypium raimondii (Peruvian cotton), 2910 nucleotides. Its product is annotated as protein FRIGIDA-ESSENTIAL 1. The record is from RefSeq and is a predicted model, not a curated record. NCBI's taxonomy places the organism in Eukaryota, Viridiplantae, Streptophyta, Magnoliopsida, Malvales, Malvaceae. The coding region runs from base 236 to 2545 and encodes 769 amino acids. Gene Ontology annotation, molecular function: metal ion binding. The transcript is spliced from 5 exons.